GAUGUGUGUAACUCACACAUAAACCAACUAAACCACUCAACUGAAUAGCAAUGGCGUCUCUGGUACGAUCAGCGACUUUGAGAGCUCUCAGAAAUGGCGGACCAUCCCUCUUCGUUCCAGCAACAAAACGGUCCUUCAUCUCUCGGUUCCAAACCCUAAACGUUCGAGCAUUCUCGGCCGCCAACAUGUCACCGCCGUCUAAGGCCGUCGUGUACGAACAACAAGGUCCUCCCGAUGUCGUUACUAGAGUUGUAGAACUUCCGCCUGUAGAAGUGAAAGAGAACGACAUCUGUGUUAGGAUGCUGGCCGCGCCUAUCAAUCCCUCUGAUAUCAAUCGCAUUGAAGGGGUAUAUCCUGUGAGGCCGCAAUUGCCAGCUAUCGGAGGAUAUGAAGGUGUAGGGGAGGUAUACUCGGUUGGUUCUGCAGUGAAGGGUCUCUCACCUGGCGAUUUGGUCAUUCCAUCUCCGCCCUCCUCUGGGAUGUGGCAGACUUACGUUGUCCAAGAUCAGAGUGUUUGGUACAAGAUUGAUAAGGACUCACCGGUGGAAUAUGCUGCCACUGUUACCGUUAAUCCUUUGACUGCUUUAAGAAUGUUUGAAGACUAUGUUACUUUAAACUCGGGAGAUGCUAUUGUUCAAAAUGGAGCCACAAGCAUUGUGGGGCAGUGUGUAAUUCAGAUUGCACGAGACCGUGGUGUCCAUACUAUCAACAUCUUAAGAGAUAGGCCUGGGUCAGAUGAAGCAAAAGAAAAACUUAAGAAACUUGGUGCAGAUGAAGUUUUUACCGAGAGCCAAUUGGAAGUGAAAAAUGUCAAGGGCCUUCUGACCAGUAUACCUGAACCUGCAUUGGGAUUUAACUGUGUUGGAGGAAAUGCUGCUUCUUUGGUUCUCAAAUUUUUGAGACAUGGAGGAACCAUGGUCACAUAUGGUGGCAUGUCUAAGAAGCCAAUUACUGUAUCCACUUCAUCUUUCAUUUUUAAGGACCUUUCUUUAAGGGGAUUCUGGUUACAGAAAUGGUUGGGAGCGGAUAAUGCUAAAGAAUGUAGAAGAAUGAUAGAUUACCUCUUGGAUCUAGCACGAGAAGAGAAGUUAAAAUAUGAAAUGGAGCUGGUUCCGUUUGACAAUUUCAGCACUGCCCUUGACAAGGCUCUUGGUAAACUGGGGAGCCAACCAAAACAAGUCAUAAAAUUCUGAAUUAGCCUAACUAGAGUAAGAAUUUUCUUAGGGAAUGCAUCUAGAUUUUUUCUUAAUCAUUACAUUGUAUUUAAAAGAGUUGUGAUAUGUUAGAUUAGGAACUUCAGUGAUCGAAAGGAUUGCUAAGUUAUAUAAACUAUUUAAAACAUAUGGAGUUCAAAAAGCUGGUUUGUCACACGUGAUCUAAAAUAAGCAGGCAAGCUUGUAAAAAUUUCUUUUAAUAAAAUAGUCAUGAGUCAUGACUAACAUCCCCACUGAA
Messenger RNA from Humulus lupulus (European hop), 1452 nucleotides. Its product is annotated as enoyl-[acyl-carrier-protein] reductase, mitochondrial. Gene Ontology annotation, cellular component: mitochondrion. The record is from RefSeq and is a predicted model, not a curated record. Bases 51 to 1193 code for a protein of 380 amino acids. NCBI's taxonomy places the organism in Eukaryota, Viridiplantae, Streptophyta, Magnoliopsida, Rosales, Cannabaceae. Gene Ontology annotation, biological process: fatty acid metabolic process. Gene Ontology annotation, molecular function: trans-2-enoyl-CoA reductase (NADPH) activity. The transcript is spliced from 10 exons.